Messenger RNA from Hyposmocoma kahamanoa, 3090 nucleotides. RefSeq lists its product as uncharacterized. The record is from RefSeq and is a predicted model, not a curated record. The transcript has 13 exons. Gene Ontology annotation, cellular component: membrane. NCBI's taxonomy places the organism in Eukaryota, Metazoa, Arthropoda, Insecta, Lepidoptera, Cosmopterigidae. The coding region runs from base 109 to 2652 and encodes 847 amino acids.
GACCACGAUCCAUAAACAAAUAAUCGUCACCGUCAGCAUUUGCCGCCGAUCCGAGCGCCAUUCGAUAAGAUACAGCCCGCGAACAAACAUCCCAACAUGGAAUGGUGAAUGUGUAAAAUGGCCAAGUCUUUAGAUGACGUUUCGAAAAAAAACAGUGAGGACGACACGACAAUGGACGGUGACAGCGAAGAGCCGCAACGUUGGUUGCGCAUCAAUCCGAACCUGAUCAUGUUGAAAGUGACACUGUUUGUGAUGUACGGAGCCACUGCUUCUCUUUUGCCCUAUCUUACCAUUCACAUGCAGAGUAUAGGAUUGACAGUGCCUGAAAUUUCCUUUGUGUAUCUCGCUUUGCCCUUUACAACCUUUCUAAGUCCGCCGAUUACUGGAUUCCUAGUGGACCGCUUCGGUGAAUACAAACCUGUUGUGAUAACAGCGUUAAUAUUAAAUGCAGCGUUUCAUCAUUCGUUACUACUCAUUCCACAUCAAGAGACUCCUGGAGUCAUGCCGUCAGCUUACGUCAUGCAACACCCGAUUACCGGAGAUGUCGAGAUAUGGUGGAGUCCCUGUCCAAGCCGCGAAUGUCCCGACGAAGAUGAGCAAAUGGACUUCAUCCUGGACAGAUGCGUGGACCACUGCGAGUCCAGAUCUACUGAGAAGCCAACCAGUGACCCUGAUGACGACAUCGAUGAUAUCGACGUACAUAUUUUUCAAAAAAUUAAGCCUCCCAAUUUGUCUAACGUUAGUUUCCCGAUAGAAGUCGAAGAAGAAUACAAUGAUGCUGCAUUCUUUCAAGUUGAAGUUCACGAUGAUUUAGAAGAUCCCAAAGAGCAACUUGGUAUUGAAAUGGAAAGAGAUGAUAACGAAACGUUCACAGACUUCAAAUCAAGAUUUGGCGAACAUGUGCUUCAAAGUCAAGGUGUAAAUAUAACAGCUCUUGAGAAGGAGGAUUUGCGUUGCGGUGGCCUCGUCAGAUAUCACAACAUGACGUACUUAUCUCGAGAACGUUUGAAGACUUUGUCUUCAGACUGUAUGGUUCAGAAAUGUGAAUUUAGACGUGGAGGUCCCGAUAUUUGUCCACCAGAUUACAAAGAAAGUGACGACAAAACAUUCUACAUUUAUUUUUUCUUGAGAUUCUUGGGCACUAUUAUGUUAUCUGCUGGAGUAACAAUCAUGGAUCCUAUAGCCCUAACAAUGAUACAAAAGUACGGAGGGGAUUUUGGUCGAGAACGUUUAUUUUCAAGCAUAGGGAUGGCGAUAUUUUCUCCUAUAACUGGCAUGCUCAUAGAUAUGAGGAGUAAACAAGUCGGGUACACCGACUACUCGGCUGCAUUUUACACAUAUGACGUCCUUCUUCUGGUGUCCGCUAUCACUGUUGCUGUGAUGCCUUUGGGAGCCAAAUUACCCGCGGACAAUCUACUCCAUGACUUAGUAAACAUCAUCAAGAUGCCCCACAUAAUUAUCUUCAUAUUUUUCCUCUUCGCCUUGGGAAAUUUUUGGGGAUUCAUCGAAUCUUAUCUCUUCCUGUAUUUGAAGGAAUUAGGGGCGCCUAAUUUCUUAUUGGGAAUAACCGUGACCGUGGGCACGCUGUCGAGCAUCCCGUUCCUGUACGGAGCAGAUGCCAUCACCGCCCGCAUAGGUCAUGUAAACGUCAUCAUCGUCGCGUUCUUCUCCCACGCAGCCAGACUUGUUGGAUAUUCCUUUAUCGAAAACUCUUGGUGGUGUUUCCCGUUCGAAGCUAUGGAAUCAUUAUCGGUGCAUCUAAUGUGGGUAGCGGCAGCAACGUACUGUGCUAUGUUGGCUCCUAAGAGUCUACUUGCCACACUGAUUGGGGUUCUGGGAAUGGCACAUUUCAGUCUUGGGCGAGGUAGCGGUAGUUUUGGCGGAGGUCUCCUCAUUGCUUCCCUCGGGACCAGAGAGGCAUUUCGUUAUAUGGGCUUAAUAGCAUUCCUUGGUGGAGUACUGUAUGGAUUACUGCAUUAUUUCUGGCUGCGCAAGAUUACUAUGUCCGAUAUGGAUUUUAAUAAUUGUACAGAACAGUACGCAGAAAAUGGAGAAUCAGAUAAAUUAAAUGGUGAACCGUUACGCAAGGAUGCUGAAACCAUGGUGUCUUUGGAGAGGUUGCACAUGAUCACACGAUAUAAUCCUCUGGGAUCGCUGCACUCGUUGCCAAGAGGUUCGCGGGCUAGGCUGUCCCAAGGCGACAUAAACGAUCUCUGUCGAAGCAGAAGCGGCAGCAACAGCCAACGUCGAUGCAGUAACAUCGAGAUAUCUCCCAAGACACCCCAAGGUUCCAGCUCGAAAGUGGAUCUUCUCCGAUCAGCUCUUGAAAUCAGUCACCAACACGGGAAGACGCAUAACAAUGUAUCCAAUCCUGUUCUAUCGAAUUCUAGCCGUCCCAGUCAUUAUAAAUUCACACACAGCGCCCCAAAGUUAAGUCAAAGGAAUAAUAUUUCCCAACCAGUUCUGACUGAAUACGAUACACGCCGGCGAGAUUCUAUUCCAGAAGAGGCCGAGGAAGACCGCCUUGUAGCAGCCAAGAAUGUUAAACCUGCCAAAACAAAAAGCGAUCACCUAAGACCUCCUCCAAGUUAUGACGAAGUGAUAAGCGAACACAGGAAAAGCUGGCACUCCGAUGAUAGUACGCCUGCAUAAACUUUGGGCAUAGUAAAACAGACCCUAUUUUUACGUCUGUUUAAGGUAGUUGUUUUCUAAUAUCGACUUAACAUUUUUUUUUUUAAGAAAAUGGAGUUAGUAUUAAUACUGAUAUGUAAUGUAGUUAUUUUUCGUCACUGUUAGAUCACACCGUCUCAAAUAUAGCAAAUAAAAAACUAUGUACUGUAAAUAUUAAGAAGGUAUUGUGAAUUCUACAAAAUUAUUGGAUAUGACGUAAUACAGUGCUUUUAUAAGUGAAUUUGAAUAUUUGUUAAUCCAUUUUUGUACAUUUUAUACGUAAUCUUGAUCUGAAAUGUAGUUCGGAAUAGAAAGCAAAAAAGGCUUUAAUUUAUUUAAGUUGUAGAUAGAAAUUUCUGUAAAGUACAUUAAUCUUUAUGAACUAUGUUUUUUUUUAUUAUUCUUUUACUAAUAUUAUUU